Messenger RNA from Papaver somniferum (opium poppy), 1230 nucleotides. RefSeq lists its product as uncharacterized. The record is from RefSeq and is a predicted model, not a curated record. NCBI's taxonomy places the organism in Eukaryota, Viridiplantae, Streptophyta, Magnoliopsida, Ranunculales, Papaveraceae. The transcript has 2 exons. Bases 175 to 966 code for a protein of 263 amino acids.
CAAAUUACAUGGUUUUUUCUAUAAUCAUACUUUGAGUUAUCGAUAAGACAAAACUUUACAGGUACAAAUUUAUCCAAGUUUGAUUAUCCAUUCAAGGCUUUCCAUCCAGAAGUUACUUCUUUAAAGGUAGGGAACACUAAGGAUCGAAACUAAUCUGCUGGUUGGAAAAAGAAAAUGAAAUACACUGAGAGGCGCCAUCACAGUCACUCAUGUAAGCUACACAUGACAAACCACCAAGAAAGCCCGUACAUAUGCGAUGGUUGCAAUCAAAUAGGUUUAGGCUUAAGCUUUAGUUGCGAACGAUGCAGCUACGACCUUCACCCGGACUGUAUCUCGGCAAGCUCUUCAAUGCGCCAUCCAUAUUACAAAACAUCUAACUUCAAGUUCCACGAUCGUCCACCUGGAGUACGUGAACGCUUUUGUGAUGGCUGUGGCGGAGAUAUAAAAGGCUUUUCUUACCACUGUGACCGGUCCUGUCGUGAUUUGCAUCCAUGUUGCAGCAAAUUACCGAGUCAGAUUGAACAUGAAGGUGUAAAAUUACUUCUUCAGGAGAAGUUGGCUUCAAAAUGUUCAUGGUGUGGAAAAAGAAGAUUAUGGGACCAAGUUACUGGUUGGUCUUACGUUUCUACUUGUGACAGCUUUCAGUUUCAUGUAAACUGUGUUAAGGAAAUGCUUGUCAAGUUUUGGGAGAGUCGUCACUUCAAUUGUGUUAAUGCUGCCAGAAUUGAGUUUGGGGAUAAUGGCCGUGAUAACUGUGAUGAUGGGCGCAAGAAGAGUUUGGCAAUGGAGCAUAGUGUUGUAGGAAAUAGAGAACGUCGCAUGGUUAUUUCUACGCGGAUACAAGAUAAGGUCCAGAAAUAUUGGAGGAUAGCAAGAUUGGUAAUGAGAAUGAUCGCGUCCACAAUUUUAGGUGAUCCAACAUCUGCAACUGCUUGGCUCAUUGAGUCUCUUGUUUCAUCAGCUUGAACCCCAGCUUGACGAGGACAGAUACAUAAAAAGCUUCAGUUGUCAUAUUGUUGUGUUUGUUAAGUAGGGAGCCUCUAGUGGCACAUAGCGGUGGAAUGGUCAGCUCAUCGGUUCAUUUUUUUUCACUGCGGUCGUGACCGUUCACCCCUUUCUGGUUUGUAAUUAUUAUUAUUUUUUUUUGAAGCAUUUGUAAUAUUUAUUAGCCAUUUUGUUGUUUUAAUCAGAUGCGGGAUUUUGUGAUUUUAAGGAUGAUUUACAUAUAUG